CUUCCCUUGUUCUUGGUUCUUAUCCCUUAUUUCUAUAAAUGGUCUUUGGGUUCUUCAAAGCUACCUCUUGAUACAGAUACAAAUAGUAGAAGAAGUUCAAUGCAAGUUUUCUUUAUCCAAGCUUUGCUUUUUGCCACAUAGUUACAUCUUGAUCAGUUUUAAAUAUGAGCAAUUCUGCAAGACCAAGGAUGAGAUCCAUGUUCAAUUUGGCGUAUGAUAGAGGUUGAAAGCUCAAAUCCCACCAAAACAACCACAGCCAAAAUCAUUUGUAACCGUACCAUCUCCACCGUACGUACUUCUUUCUUGCACCGAACCCUCAAAAAUUUCUUGGAAAAACUUGCAGGAAAAAGAAAAAAAAAGAAAGAUCUUGUCAUGAAGAGUAAACAGAAGAAUUCAUUCCUCAAGAGAACGAUACGUUCUCUAAUAUUUUCUCGAGAUGGUCAUACCAAUAGUUCAGCCAUGCCUAUUGAUGUUCUGCCGAAGAGCAAAUCACAUAACUGUGCGACAGCUUCCAGGGCUUCAAUCAAAGGUGAUCAGAAGCGCAAAACAAAGGGCCAAGUAACUCCAGAUGGUUGUUUUGCGGUGUACGUCGGGCCAGAGAAGCAAAAAUUUGCGAUCAAGAUUGAAUAUGUCAAUCACCCAUUGUUCAAGAUGUUACUCGAGGAUGCUGAAUCGGAAUAUGGUUUUAGCAGUGAAGGGCCUAUUCUGCUUCCAUGUGAUGUGGACUUGUUUCACAAGAUUUUGGCUGAGAUGGAUUGCGCAAAGGAGAUUGAUUAUGGCUGCGGUCUUGCAUACGGUUCGUGCAGUCCAUUCAAUCCAACUUGGCGUCUGGGAAGAAGUAGUGAUGCGGCUAAGGGUUACGGUUCAUAUGGAUGGGGUUCUUACUCCAAACCGUUUGCUAAACUUGAAUUAUUGUUGAAAGUGUAGAUGUGUUUAGAUUAGUGUCACUCUCAGGUAGGGAUUAUCAUAUGCCUGUCUAAUGUACCAGCGUACUAGAUACGGUGUUGUAACUUGCAAGGUGCAUGCUCUCAAUAUAGGGAACAGGAAUUUGGAUGCUAGCGUGAGUUGUGUAUGCUUGCCACUCGAUAUGGGGUGCAAAUAAUAAUACGUAAAGUUUUUCUUGUA
Messenger RNA from Coffea arabica (coffee), 1125 nucleotides. NCBI's taxonomy places the organism in Eukaryota, Viridiplantae, Streptophyta, Magnoliopsida, Gentianales, Rubiaceae. The record is from RefSeq and is a predicted model, not a curated record.